AUGGUGGGCAAGGCCAAGCGCCAACUCCGGCGGCAAGAGCAUGACGCUCAGGGUGAUGGCGCCAAAACAACCCUCUUUGUGCGCAACCUGGCCUUUAGCGUGACGAGCCAGGAUCUCGAGGAUCUUUUCAGUGACAUUGCCCCGGUCAAACAGUGCUUUGUCGUCAACGACUCUCAGACCGGCCAAAGUCGAGGCUUUGGAUAUGUGCGCUUUGCGCUGCACGAUGAUGCAGCCGAAGCUCUGAACAAGUUUCAAAACUCGCCGUGCCAGGGCCGAAACCUCAAAUUGGAUUGGGCCGAGCGACGUCAGCCUGAGACGGUUCGUCGGCCCGAGCGCAAGUCACACCAAGCCGCUGCUCCAGUCGAUGAAGACGAUGAUGCGCAAGAAGCCGCGGAAGACGCAGAAGACGCGACAACAUCUGCCGCUGACCAGGACCAGGCAUCGGCUUCCGAAAGCUCGUCAGACAACGACAGCGAUGAGGAAGAGGAUGAGGAAGCAGCCGAGGAGCAGGCAGAGGACAGUGAUGAGGAGGAGGAAGUCGAAGCGGAUACCAAUCUUGAUGACGAAGAGGAUCACAGCGAUGUCGAGGAAGAAGAGGCCGCAACACCCCCCUCCCAGCUCAAGCAGCACAUGGUGCGCUCGGAUGACGACGAGCCCGCCGCAGCACCCGCCGCACCUGCAGCCAAACCUGUGCUCUCACAGCUGGAAGUGGAGGGCUUUGGUGAAACCGAGGAGCGCACUGUGCUGUUGACAGGCCUGGCCGAUGGCACCAAGCGCAACCAUGUCUACAACAAAGCGCGCAAAGCUGGUCAAAUCGAGACGGCGGUGGUGGAACAAGAUGCAGAAAAGGGCCUGAUUGGUCGCAUCACUUUCAAGACCAUUCGCGAUGCGCUCAAAGGCGUGAACAAACUGCACCUUCACGAAAUUCAUGGCGCUCGCGUUCAGGCCGUGCUGGCCAGCCAGGCCAACAAGGCAACAACCGUCAAGCGACCCACGAAGCGGGCCCGCCUGAUCCUGCGCAACUUGGCUUUUGAAGUUGAUGAAGAGAAGCUCCGUCGCAAGUUUACUCGCUUUGGCAAGAUUGUCGAAAUCAAAGUGGUUCGCGACGAAAAGAAUCGCUCCAAAGGUUUUGGCUUUUUGGAGUACGCAACGGUCGGCACGGGUGCCACGGCCAUUCGGGAAAUGAACGGCGUUGAAAUUGAGGGCCGCCCCAUGGCCGUCGAUUGGGCCCUCUCAAAGCGUGACUUUGAGCGCUUACAGGACGAGCUUCCGGCCGAGGAAAUGAAGGGCAUGGCUCCCGGCAAACUGCGCUCGGGCAAGCGCGAUCACGAUGACGAGGAAGGCUCGGACGAGGACAUGUCUGAGGAUGAGGAUGAGGAUGCCGAGGAGAUGGAUGAAGAUGAGGAUGAGGAAGAAGAGCAGGAUGAUGAGGAUGCCGAAGAGAUCGAGAACGACGAUGAGGACACAACAGGACGGGCCAAGCGCAAGCACGAUAAGAAACCGCGUCGCGAGGACGUCGAUGAAGGCAAAACCCUGUUCAUCCGCAACCUGGCCUAUGAUAUGGAAGACUACCAGUUGCAGGCCAGCCUUGGUGUUUUUGGGGAUCUUGAGUACGCGGUCCUGGUGCGGGAUCGUGAAACGGGGCGUGCCCGUGGCACUGGCUUUGUCAAGUUCAAAAACAAAGCCGAUGCUGACAGCUGUCUGCAACGCAUGGAAGACACCACACUGCCGCCCUUUGAGGUCUCAGGCCGUCCCAUUUCCGUCUCCCUUGCCCUCUCACGCAAUCAGGCCACCGAGGUGUCUACCGAGCGCCGCGAGCAAGCUAACAAGGCAGACAAGCGAAACCUGUACCUGUCACGCGAAGGCUUUAUUCCUACGGACACGCAGGCCUGGGUUGACAUGUCAAGCGAUGACCAGCGCAAGCGUCGCAACCUAGAAAUUGAGAACAAGGCCAAGAUGAAGAACCCCAACAUGUUUGUGUCCAAGACACGCUUGUCGGUGCACAAUUUGCCCAAGAUGCUCAAAGACGCGCAGCUUAAGGCCAUCUUCCGCGGGGCGGGUGAGGGUGCCAUCAAGCAAGUCAAGGUGGUGCGCGACCGUGCCCGCGUGGAUCGCGAGGGCAAUCCUCGCUCCCUGGGUUACGGUUUCGUGGAAUUCAAGGAUCAUGAGUCGGCGGUGCAAGCGCUGCGCACUAUCAACAACAACCCGACCACCUUCACUGCGGAAAAACGCCCCAUUGUCAUGUUUGCUUGGGAUAAGGUGCAAAUUUUGAAGCAGCGUGAGGCGCGACAAAAACGCUUGGAGACCAAAAAGAAGCAGUUUGCGACGGCGGCGGAUCGAGCCAAGGGCUUGGUGAGCCAGUUUGCCGCCGCCACCGGUGCGACUGUGCCAGCUGAUGGUGGUGAAGCUGAGAACCAGGGUAAGCGCCAGCGCUCGCGUGGUGCCAAGCGAGCCAAGCGAGGUGAUGGCGAAGGCAACGAGGAGAAGCCAGCCAAGACCGCCGCGCGGUCAGACCGGCCACGCAAGGGCCAGGCCGCUGGUGCUGCCUCCAAGGCGCCACAAGGCAACAAAGGUCCUCGCGCACCGUCUCGGGACCGCCCCGCCGCACCGGCGCAAAAGGCUGGUGCCGGUCGCGCUGGCAAGCGCCCGGACCGCAACACGCGCCGUGGGCGUGACACGGAGCUGGACCACUUGGCUCAACUUCCCAAGUCGGCACGCACCCCGAGCUCGAACAAGCGUUCGGCCAAGCGACCUUCCAAGGAGGCCCAGCAAGAGGCCAAGUUUGAGGCCAUGGUGAAGAAAUACAAAUCCAACCUGUCGGGCUCAACACAAAAGCUGGCGAACAGCAAGUGUUGCGAUGGUUAUUGUUGUGAAUGUUGUUUCGAGUCUUAUCUGCCCGAGCCUGCGUUCCAGGCUGAGCUGACCCUUUCCGUGUGCAUCCCGCUUGUGCAGACGCAGCCUUCCUUCUUGCGGAUCACAAAACCGGACACAAUGGCUCUCCGACACGCUGCCCGCACCACUGCCCGCCUCGCGCGCCCCAUGCUGCGUACCUACGCUGACGCUGCUCCCGCCGAGGCCGUGAGCUUCACCUUCACCUCUGCCUCGGGCACCUUCUACGAUCAGUCCCCCGUGCAGCAGGUCAACGUCCCUGCGCUGGACGGCGAGUUUGGCAUCCUGGCUAGCCACGUUCCCGUGGUUGCUGCCCUGAAGCCCGGUGUGAUCUCCGUGGUUGAUGGCGGUAGCACGGCCAGCUUCUUUGUUAGCAGCGGUGUCGUUACCGUCAACGCUGACUCGUCGGCCCAGGUUGUUGCUGAGGAGGUUGCUCGUCUGGAGGACCUUGACAUCACGACCCCCUUUGGUGUCAUUUUUCCAGCCUUUCCCCACUGA
Monosiga brevicollis MX1 is the source of this 3387-nucleotide messenger RNA. RefSeq lists its product as uncharacterized. The record is from RefSeq and is a predicted model, not a curated record. Gene Ontology annotation, molecular function: RNA binding; proton-transporting ATP synthase activity, rotational mechanism. Gene Ontology annotation, biological process: proton motive force-driven ATP synthesis. NCBI's taxonomy places the organism in Eukaryota, Choanoflagellata, Craspedida, Salpingoecidae. The transcript is spliced from 17 exons. Bases 1 to 3387 code for a protein of 1128 amino acids.